This is a messenger RNA of Pectinophora gossypiella (pink bollworm), 1129 nucleotides long. RefSeq names its product aldo-keto reductase AKR2E4-like. Gene Ontology annotation, molecular function: aldose reductase (NADPH) activity. Lineage: Eukaryota; Metazoa; Arthropoda; Insecta; Lepidoptera; Gelechiidae. The record is from RefSeq and is a predicted model, not a curated record. Gene Ontology annotation, cellular component: cytosol. The transcript has 9 exons. The coding region runs from base 119 to 1108 and encodes 329 amino acids.
UGUACCUACUUACAGGUAUUGAGAAGUUAGUACGUCUUAAGAGUCGAGCGAAGACAGACGUGUUAUGCAUAAUCGUUGAAUAGAACAAAGGAAUUGUUUGUUUUUUUCUUUGCACAUAAUGUGGAAAUUUUUGUUCGUACUGUGUGCUGUUACUGGAAUUCAUACUGAGGCAACGGGCAAGGCACCAUGGAUCCGGUUGAACAGCGGACGGAAUAUACCAACUUUCGGCCUGGGAACCUGGCUGGGUAUGCAGGGUAAUGCGACAGAGACAGAUGAUUCUGUCGAGAAUGCUGUCAAAUGGGCCAUCGAUGCCGGGUACCGGCUCAUAGACACAGCGAGCAUUUACAAAACCGAAGAACAGGUAGGACGGGGAAUUGCAGCAAAAAUAGCUGAUGGUACGCUGAAGGACAGAAGCGAACUGUUCGUCGUUACGAAGCUAUGGAAUGACGCUCACGAACCGAAAAUGGUGGUGCCAGCGCUCCGGGAGUCCCUCGGCAGGCUCAACCUGACAUACGUGGACCUCUACCUGAUACACUGGCCUAUUGCGCAACAUAGUAACGGUUCCUUCUACAACACCGAUUAUGUGGACACUUGGAAGGCAAUGCUGGAAGCUCGUGACGAAGGUCUGGCGCGCUCCGUCGGCGUGUCCAACUUCAACAUCCAACAGCUGGACAGGGUCAUCUCCCUGAGUCCUGAGAAGCCUGCCGUCAAUCAGGUUGAGAUAAACCUCAACCUUCAGCAACCAGAGUUGUUAGAGUACCUCAAGAGGCACAACAUCGCAGUCAUGGGGUACACCCCCUUCGGGUCCUUGUUCCACCAGAAAGCUGCUGAUGAUGCGCCACCACCUCGUAUUGACGAUCCGGCUCUGAUCAAGAUCGCCGAGAAAUACAAGAAAACUGUGACGCAAAUAGCACUGCGUUAUCUUGUGGAACUUGGUGUGAUUCCAAUCCCGAAGUCGGUGACGAAGAACAGAAUCGAGCAGAACGUGGAUAUAUUCGACUUCUCCUUGACGCAAGACGAGCGAGAUCAGAUUAAAAAGUACGAUCACGGUUACCGCACGAUUGCUCCUGCUUUCUGGAAGGAUUCUCCCUAUUAUCCAUUCAAAUAAAAAAUUACAAAUGUUCAAAGA